CCCGAAACGGAAACAGAUUUUCUGGGCGUACUUCCAUUCUCCCAAGUCAAGCAAAAACAGUUCAGUACCGCUCGACUUCCAUCUCAGAUCUGUUCUUCGAAAGUUUGGCCGCCAAAUUCCGCCAAAUUCACUGAGGCUAAAGCUUCCGAUUCAGUACUGAGAACUAGAGCUAAUAGCCUCGUCAAUGGCGGCAAGGAAGCCUGGUUUGAUUGCUCUCUUUGAUGUCGAUGGUACACUCACUGCGCCCCGGAAGGUGGUUACUCCAAAAAUGUUAGAGUUCAUGCGGGAGCUGAGAAAGGUGGUCACAGUUGGUGUUGUUGGAGGAUCUGACCUCAUUAAGAUAUCAGAACAGCUUGGGAGUUCUGUUAUAAAUGAUUAUGAUUAUGUUUUCUCUGAGAAUGGACUUGUAGCACAUCAUGAUGGGAAGCUCAUUGGCACUCAGAGCUUGAAGUCCUUUCUUGGAGAUGAAAAACUCAAGGAAUUCAUUAGUUUUACUCUCCACUACAUUGCGGACCUGGAUAUCCCAAUAAAAAGGGGAACAUUCAUUGAGUUCCGCAGUGGCAUGCUUAAUGUGUCACCAAUUGGAAGGAAUUGUAGUCAGGAAGAACGAGAUGAGUUUGAAAGAUAUGACAAGGUUCACAAGAUACGGGAAAAAAUGGUUACAGUGCUUCGUGAAAAAUUCGCACACCUUGAUCUCACCUUUUCCAUUGGUGGCCAGAUCAGCUUUGAUGUUUUCCCUCGUGGCUGGGAUAAGACGUAUUGCUUGCAAUACCUUGAUGGUUUUAGUGAAAUUCACUUUUUUGGUGACAAAACAUACAAGGGAGGAAAUGACUUUGAGAUUUUUGUGUCUGAGAAAACUGUUGGUCACACAGUGACUAGCCCAGAAGACACGGCCAAGCAGUGUACAGAGCUGUUCCUAUGCUAGGAAAAUGGAGGCCUCAGCAAAUUCGUUCAUCAGCAAGUGAUUUGUAAUAGGGAGAGAAUGCUUGUAGCUAUGUUGUAUCCUUAAGCAAACUUUACUCAUCAUUUUAUCAUAUUUUCAGUUAAGUAAAAAAAGCAUUUCAUUUUGUAAUCGUAAAAAAUAUUUAGUUUUGUAAUCUUCUCAAUAAAUUAAAAAGCAUUUCGUUUUAUGUCA
Ipomoea triloba (trilobed morning glory) is the source of this 1135-nucleotide messenger RNA. Its product is annotated as phosphomannomutase. Gene Ontology annotation, cellular component: cytosol. The transcript is spliced from 12 exons. Gene Ontology annotation, biological process: mannose metabolic process; protein N-linked glycosylation; GDP-mannose biosynthetic process. Bases 185 to 925 code for a protein of 246 amino acids. Lineage: Eukaryota; Viridiplantae; Streptophyta; Magnoliopsida; Solanales; Convolvulaceae. Gene Ontology annotation, molecular function: phosphomannomutase activity. The record is from RefSeq and is a predicted model, not a curated record.